Messenger RNA from Carcharodon carcharias (great white shark), 934 nucleotides. It is a transcript of the gene nppal, whose product is annotated as natriuretic peptide A-like. Gene Ontology annotation, molecular function: hormone receptor binding; hormone activity. The transcript is spliced from 3 exons. The coding region runs from base 121 to 531 and encodes 136 amino acids. Lineage: Eukaryota; Metazoa; Chordata; Chondrichthyes; Lamniformes; Lamnidae. Gene Ontology annotation, cellular component: extracellular region. The record is from RefSeq and is a predicted model, not a curated record.
CCAGCAUGGAAAUAAAAGACCCAGAGUCUGAGCACAGAAGCAGCAGGGAAAGAGGGAGCAAGUGAAGAAACUAAUUCGCCGUGAACAAUCCAACCCAAAUCAGAAACUCAAGGAGAGAAGAUGAGCGGACAAAUGAGUUUCUACUGCGGACUCUUGCUUGUACUUCUGGUCCAUGCCCAAGCUAGACCAAGAUCAGAUGACAGCCUGCAGAUCUUAUCCAGGCUUUUGGAAGAUGAAUAUGGGCACCACUUCCCCUCGGACGAGCUGAACAAUGAGGCACAAGAAAUGUCGCCAGUCGAUUCCAUUCCCGAACUCAACGCUGACCAGUCCGAUUUGGAGCUUCCCUGGGAGCGCGAAUCCCGAGAGAUUGGUGGCCGACCUUUCCGUCAGGAAGCAGUCCUGGCCCGUCUCCUGAAAGACCUUAGCAACAAUCCUCUGCGGUUUAAAGGCAGGAGCAAAAAGGGGCCAUCACGGGGCUGCUUCGGCGUGAAACUGGACCGAAUCGGUGCCAUGAGCGGCCUGGGCUGUUAGCGGCUUGUUUAAAGGUCUGACUCCGGGAGCAACACUGCCGGCACUGCCUUUUCAUCAACCUUCCCACAUUUAAUUCACUCCUCUGAUUUUUGCUCCACAAACUCUGACUGAUGACAAGUAGUGUCCCACCUGUAGACUGUUUACAAGCUCAACUCUUGGAUUAAAUCUUUAAUGUACAUACAGUGCCAGCUGCUAUUUAAACAAUAUUUAAUUCUAUUUAUAUUAAUUAUGAAACUAUUUAUUUGUAUUGUAUUUGUUUUUUGUUGCUGUGACACUGACAGUCAGUCACUUGCUGUGAGCUCUGGUGCAGAUUAAACAAAGCCAUCAGUGGAGUUGGUAUUUUACCUUCAGUACAUGUAGACACUGUGUAUGGAACCCACUGCAGAAUAAAAUUUAAAGUAAA